GUGUGGCCGUCAUUCCGGUGCUGCAACGGACCCUCCACUACGACUGCAUGGUCCUGGUGAAGCAAUUCCGGCCUCCCCUGGGAGCCUAUUGCCUGGAAUUCCCCGCAGGCCUCAUUGACAGCAAUGAAUCUCCCGAGACAGCUGCCCUCCGCGAACUGGAAGAAGAGACAGGUUACAAAGGGGACAUCCUGGAAUGUUCUCCAGCUUUGUGCUUAGAUCCUGGGCUGACAAAUUGUGCGUCACACAUUGCGACCGUCACCAUCAACGGAGACCUCCCGGUCAACCUGAAGCCGAAACAAAAGCCCGAGGAAGGAGAGUUCGUGGAAGUCGUUACGCUACCAAAGAACGAUUUAAUGCAGAGAAUUGAAG
Thamnophis sirtalis is the source of this 369-nucleotide messenger RNA. The record is from RefSeq and is a predicted model, not a curated record. NCBI's taxonomy places the organism in Eukaryota, Metazoa, Chordata, Lepidosauria, Squamata, Natricidae.